Lachancea nothofagi CBS 11611 is the source of this 471-nucleotide messenger RNA. Lineage: Eukaryota; Fungi; Ascomycota; Saccharomycetes; Saccharomycetales; Saccharomycetaceae. The record is from the annotation of a GenBank genome assembly.
AUGUCUGGCAUGAUAAGAGAAGCUGCGAAACAACUAGUUAGAAGCUUAGAAAAACUUCCGGAAGAGAGAGUGAAGCACAUAGUUUCCUUGAAGGGAUCUCAACUAGAACGGUAUAAAUAUAUUGCAGGACUCGAAACUGGUUCCCAAGGCUCGAAACAGAAACCUUCAUUACAAGACAUCAAAGACAUCAUCAACAGAACUUCAGGACCAUUAGGCUUGCAAAAAGACACUUUGAAAAAAGCGCAAGAUGUAAUUCCUGAGGAACAGUUCACUGCGGAAACCAUCCAAGAGCAAGCGCAGUCUCUCAACACAAUUUUGAGCAACAAAUACAGAGAUUACUAUUCAGUUGGUGAUAAGUUGCUAAAACCGCAGGGGAACCCCGUUUAUUACCAGCGUCUGAUGGAUGAGAUCGAGGGUAAAAAGAAGGAAACAUUUUGGACUGCCAUGAGAACUGUUGUUUUGGGGAAGUAA